Rodentolepis nana is the source of this 649-nucleotide messenger RNA. The record is from the annotation of a GenBank genome assembly. Lineage: Eukaryota; Metazoa; Platyhelminthes; Cestoda; Cyclophyllidea; Hymenolepididae.
CUUAGGUAAACCAAUCCAAUGCUGGGUGCCUCAAGAAUUCAAGCACCCUUGGGAGGAGUACGCGGAGAAUUUAUGUUGGAUACAGAACACCUACUUCCUACUGCCAAACGAGGAUGUUCCAGAGGAUGACAUCGAGGAACAACAAGUGAAAUACGUAGGCUACUAUCAGUGGAUAGUAAUCGUGUUAGCUGGUCAAGCGAUGAUUUCCUGGGUACCCUAUCUAGUCUGGCGGGUAGGAUCUAAACGCCUCCCCAUACUCCUUAAAUCUGCGAGAGAAGCGGCCAUUCCAGACAGAGAACUUCGACAGAAAGCUGUUUCCUGUUUAGUCGCAACUCUUGAAGAAAUAUCGGAGUCUACAGCACGACAGAAGCGCGUGAAAUCCUCCCUAAAACGCAUUUUCUGUUCCAUACGACCCAAUGUGAAAAUUACCCUUCUCUUUUUCUUUGUCCGCAUCCUCUUUAUUGGCAACUCUGUGGGCCAAAUUUACCUGAUGAAACACUUCAUUGGAAGCAAUAGCUCCUACUUUGGCAUCGAUAUGCUCAAUAACCUAAUCGCUGGACGUGAUUGGGAGUCCACGGGCCAAUUUCCCCGAGUCACCUACUGUACAGUUAAUGUUAGAAAAAUGGGCCAAAUUAAACCCGCAAGGUAA